AUGAAAGACUUUAUGGCAAAGCAGUCAAUUCCCGGAGCGGUUCUCGCCUUUAGACUCGAUCUGGCGUUUGGCCAGUAUUUCAAAGUCAUUGACUUCGGCACUGAUUGGACNGGUUAUACGGAUGUCGAGAACGAUGUCAUCACUCAUAAGGACUCGAUCUGGCGUUUGGCCAGUAUUUCAAAGUCAUUGACUUCGGCACUGAUUGGACGGCUUAUGGACAAGAAGUUGAUUGAUCUCAACCACGAUAUUCACACAUAUUUGUCACCGGAUUUCUAUCCCUAUAAGACAUUCAACGGAUCGGCAGUUAAUAUAACCGUACGGCAAGUGAUGUCACAUUUAGCCGGACUUCAUAUGAGUGAAGUACCCGAUUAUUAUGACGUCUUUCGGGCAACAAAUGUGAGCCAAACUAUUGAUAUUGUCGACGAGUUGUGCUCAUACGAGGGCUGGUGGCCGGCGAUGGGUAUGAUAUCGACGGCCAGUGAUUUAAUAAGGUUUGGAAACGCCAUGAUAUCAGCUUAUAAGGGCAAAACGUCAGAUUUCUUAAGCGAGAAAACAGUGAAAGAGUUGUGGAUUCCGGAGACUAUGGGCAAAAUAAAGCCCGAAUGGUUUAACCCAAGAGAUGAAUAUGGCAAAGGAUGGUUUAUAAAACACAUUCCCGAUACCGAUCCCUACCCUUAUCGGACACUAAUGUGGCAUUCGGGAGGAAUAUUGGGCUCAACAACAAUGCUUACACUGUUUCCCGACCAGAAUAUAGUUGGCGUCGCCUUCACUAAUAAGGGCUAUGUAUUAGAUUUGGAUCAAAUCAUCCUAAAUGUGGCCAAAAAUUUUAAACAAUUUUUAUAA
This is a messenger RNA of Medioppia subpectinata, 843 nucleotides long. NCBI's taxonomy places the organism in Eukaryota, Metazoa, Arthropoda, Arachnida, Sarcoptiformes, Oppiidae. The record is from the annotation of a GenBank genome assembly.